AUGACUUCCUUCAGCCACGAUAUCUGUGCCCAGCAUGCGCAUGGGAGCGAACGCGGGAGGAUUGCUCGACCGAGCUUCAGUUCGCAGAAGACGGCAGAUCGAUUACGAGAAUGCGAGCGUAGUUCCUCCAGGUCGCAGGCGUCGAAGAUAAAACCGCACAGGACGUCCGCAUUCAAAGAAGAGGGAUUGGAUGACUUGAAUCGAACGGUUCAUUCUGUGGCACACGAAGAAAUGAAGGUCUUACCUGUUUUUGAAUUCGAAAGUGUGAAGAAGAGGCAGACGAAGUCCGAAGAGUCUGACCGGGAGAGAAACGAGGAUAAGGAGAACGCGAAGAAGGCUGGACAGCCUUGGUAUUCGAAGCUUGGGAAGCGAUCAAGACCACAGAUAAAGUCUUCCUCGACGGCACCGCCAGGAACCUUUUCCUCAAUACCGAGGGUGGCAUUGAUUGCUUUCUUGAUUGCUGCCGUCGUGCCUGGGUUUCGUUAUGGCGGGGAAAACAAGGUUAUUAUCAGCGGUGCGGAUGCUGGAGUGAUUCGGGAGGCAGAGCUGGUUGACAAUGCGUCUGCCGUUGAGGGUAGACAAAAUAGCCCUACUGCUGUUUGCACCAGGUGGAGUCAUCAGAUCGCCAAUGUCAAUGGAACUGUUUAUAUAUAUGGAGGUCAAGCUACGACGCAGAGCGGCCAGACUGAGAACACUUGGAACAAUGACUUCCUCACACUAGAUCUGACGAAAACAUGGAAAAUCGCAUCCCCGUCCUUGGCCGGCCUCCCACAACCAUCUGGCCCACCUGCCGUAGCUAUGGGUUCUCUAUGGAACAGCUACAAUGAAUUAUGGCUAUAUGGAGGAGAAUUCUCAGAUCAUCCUUCAACAUCGCCUCUCCCUGUGUCGACCUGGGAAUACAACAUAAAGUCCCGGUCGUGGACAGAACACGCAAGUCCGCAGACAACUGCGGGAAACAAUUCUGACGGUGGCAAUCAACCUGUUCAGAGAGCAGCAGAAGGAGCAAGCUUGAGCGUUCCAGAAUUGGGUAGGAGUUGGUACUUUGGGGGACACUUGGAUAUGUAUACGACACAAGGAUGGUCGAACCAGGUUGCUAGGGAAUAUUUGAAGAGCUUGCUCGAGUUCACACAUCCCGGAUAUGCCAAUACCGGAGUUUACUCGCUCGGUAGCACAAAUGCAGCUAGUUCCGGAGGCGUCUACCGAAACAUUACCCAAGGCGGACUGCAAGAUGAGGCAGGCUUUACUGAACGAGCAGACGGUGUUUUGGUUUAUGUUCCUGGUUGGGGUGAUGACGGUAUUAUUCUUGGUCUGGCUGGAGGUACCAACGAGACAUUCACUGAAAUGAACGUCAUAGACGUCUAUGAUAUUGCAAGCUCAACAUGGUACAAGCAAGCAACUUCUGGACCUAGCCCUCCUAUCCGAGUCGAUCCAUGUGCAGUCGUAGCAGCUGCACGAGACGGGACAAGUUUCAAUGUCUACCUUUAUGGAGGCCAAAAUCUCGUCCCAUUCGGCUCCCAGAUCCAAUAUUCAGACAUGUAUAUUCUUACUAUUCCGUCCUUCACAUGGAUUCAAGUCGACAUGACUGGGCAAUCACAACCUCCUCCACGUGCAGGCCACAGCUGUGUCAUGUGGGAUGGCCAGUUAGUGGUCAUAGGCGGUUAUGUAGGGAAGGAUAUAUCCUGUGAUAGCCCUGGCAUCUAUGUCUUCAACGCUUCGUCUCUCCAAUGGGCUAACUCCUUUACCUCGCUCUCCACACCUUCUGAGUUGUUCUCCGUCAGCCAGGGGUCUUCUGUCUUCCAAGGAUCUUGGGGUUACGCUGUUCCAGCCCCGGUACAGUCAGUUAUUGGCGGCUCGCAUUCGGGAGGCGCGACAGCUACAACUCCCGCUGCAGGUCCAGCGACUGCAGGACCAAUGGCAACUGGCAGACCUCCAACGUUCACCAUCACCCAGUCGGGCUCAACGGUGAUCCAGACCGCACACUCAACAUCCACUGUGUCUGCUGGCUCGUCCCCUCAAUCAGGAAAACCCAGCCGGAACGCAGGUACUGUAGCAACAGGCACCAUAGCAGCUGUUCUUGCAAUUAUAGCCGGCUAUCUCGCGUUCUGUACCUGGUUAUACAGGAAACAGCUUAGACUGUACAAAGACCAUGUUGCCAUGGCACAACGCACAGCUUUUGCUAGUUCACCGGAGAACGGGAAUUGGGGUUCGGACGUGGGGUCUGGGAGCGGUAGUGGUGGGAGACCGAAUGAGAAGGUGGGGACUGGAGUGAUGUUGGGACCAUUUGGUACUGAAAUCGGUGGAGGUGGAAGUCCGGCUCGCCAGUCCGUGGGAGACAGUGCAGGGUCUGCUGGAGGGGGAUUGCACCCUUCGUUGACUCCUUCAAGUGGCAUAUCGCCGGGUAGUGGAGCGCCUGGUGAAAACGGAAGCGGUAGCGGGUAUGGAGCAGGUGUCAUGCCUGGCCGAGGGCAGUACGAGACACUGAACGAGGAGCAUGAAGGGACUGAGUAUCUUGGUGCUGGGCUUCCAGGACCAAGUUACUUGGGAAGACCGAGCGGGAGCACAGCACAUAGUUCGAUGGAAGAUCUGAUUGGUGGGCAGGAACCGAGCUUCUUCAGUGUGGUGUUGAAUCCGAGGAGGACGUUACGGGUUGUAAAUCUGGACUGA
Hyaloscypha bicolor E is the source of this 2664-nucleotide messenger RNA. RefSeq lists its product as uncharacterized. Gene Ontology annotation, molecular function: protein binding. The record is from RefSeq and is a predicted model, not a curated record. Bases 1 to 2664 code for a protein of 887 amino acids. NCBI's taxonomy places the organism in Eukaryota, Fungi, Ascomycota, Leotiomycetes, Helotiales, Hyaloscyphaceae. The transcript has 4 exons.